Molecule: messenger RNA, 939 nt
Organism: Heterostelium album PN500
Lineage: Eukaryota; Evosea; Eumycetozoa; Acytosteliales; Acytosteliaceae
Product: SDR family NAD(P)-dependent oxidoreductase
Exons: 2
Coding region: 1-939 (312 amino acids)
Molecular function (GO): oxidoreductase activity
Source: RefSeq, a predicted model, not a curated record
AUGUUCUCUUAUAUAAGUUCUUUCUUUUUCUAUAUCGGUGCUAUCACCUUUAUUACAUAUAUUGUACCAAUUUUAUUGGCAGCUUACAAGUGGGGUCCACAAGACUUGAAAAAGAAAUACAAUGCCAAGUGGGCUUUGGUAAGUGGUGCCAGUUCUGGUAUUGGUAGAUCGGUGGCAAAGAAACUCGCUGCUCAAGGUCUCAAUGUUGUUUUGGUUGCUCUCGACGACGAUGCCCUCAAGGGUACUCACCAGUCACUCCAAAAGGAAUUCCCAAAGCAAGAGUUCCGUGCCGUCGGUGUUAACUUGGGUCGUGCCGACGCCGAAUACGACUACCUGCCAAUCAUCGACAAGGCCACCAAGGACAUCGACGUCCAGAUCCUCGUCAACAACGCCGGUUACAUCCAACUCUCUGCGUUCUUCCGUUCGCCUCUCCAGAAGCAGUUGAUCAAUCUCGAGUGCAACAUGAUGUCACACGUCAAACUCACUCACCACUUCCUCAGCAAGAUGAUCGAGAAGGGCUUGAAGGGUUGCAUCACCUACACCAGCUCGCAAUCUGCAUUCUUCCCAGCACCAAGUUGCUCGAGCUACGGAGGUGGCAAGGCAUUCUUGGCCGAGUUUGCCGCAUCGCUUGCCAUCGAGUGUCACUCGUACGGUAUCGACGUUCUCUGUUUGAUGUCCGGUCCAAUCCAAACCAACUUCUACGACAAGGCACCAAAGUUGAGCGCCUUCAAGUUCUUCCAUUCCAUUUCUGACACACCAGAUUCCGCUGCCGAUAUCAUGUUGAAUGGAGUCGGAAGAAUCACCUGGAGAGACAGCUCACUCUUUACCAUCUUCUCGCGUCUCGUCGUCAAGAUCAUCGAUAUGAAUCUCUUGAUCGCUGGUAUCGCUCGUGGACAAUCAUUAUCCUCCGAUUUUAAGAACCACCCAGAGUUACGUUAA